Talaromyces marneffei is the source of this 2196-nucleotide messenger RNA. RefSeq lists its product as uncharacterized. The coding region runs from base 1 to 2196 and encodes 731 amino acids. The record is from RefSeq and is a predicted model, not a curated record. The transcript is spliced from 6 exons. Gene Ontology annotation, molecular function: DNA-binding transcription activator activity, RNA polymerase II-specific; RNA polymerase II cis-regulatory region sequence-specific DNA binding. Lineage: Eukaryota; Fungi; Ascomycota; Eurotiomycetes; Eurotiales; Trichocomaceae. Gene Ontology annotation, cellular component: nucleus. Gene Ontology annotation, biological process: regulation of transcription by RNA polymerase II.
AUGUUUCGCAACAGAAGAACAUCACAAAAGCCGGACGAAGAGCUUAUCAGCAAGUUCAAGAAGACAUUUCCCGAUGUCAAUUCGACAGGCCCAAUGCCCAGCGAUAGUAGGCAUACCGGCUCCAUCAACCCGGCAGCAGUAGAAGGGGGAAUGCCUGGCCAACCCGAUGAAGAUGAGAUCAAAGUCAACGAUCCGACUCCCAGAAACCUUCAAGACCUUCGAUUCACGCCGUCCCUAAUGGAUCCAAAUUCUUUUCAAUUUAUGGCACUAGCCAAUCAACCUCCAGGCUAUUAUACACCUACGCCUGGAGGAUUGACAACGAUAUAUCACCACCAAGCCGGUGACCUCCACACACCACUUGGCUACAACCUUGUCACACCUAUUUCCAUGCCCAACACGCUUUCAGCCGGCUUCCCCGCCGGUCCCAACGGAGAAUUGCACGUCAACCAUUUCCCCACCCAGCAGCAACAGUUUAUGCCACAACACUACAACCCCUAUGUUCAACAAACAGCCUUUGCGCCAAGUGCAUUUAUGCACCAAGACUCGGCAUACGACCCUAUGGACAGAUCAGAAGAAUCUUCGAUGGAUCAGGUGACCGUGCCAGGUGCUCAACCGAUGAAUCUGAUGAUGCCUAGCGUUGGCUUUGAGGAUCAAAUGGAAGUGGCCUCGGAAACAGAUAGCGAGAAGUUUCGAUUUAGCGUCACUUUGCGCGCUCCUACAGCCAUGGUUAAACAUGCAGAUGAGAUUCCGGUGACUUAUCUUAACAAAGGUCAAGCGUACUCAAUCUCAGUCGUUGACACAUCGCCGCCUCCACCGGGCGUGCAACUCCGCAAGUAUCGAACUUAUAUCCGUGUUUCGUUUGAAGAUGAACAGCAGCGAUCCAAGCCUUCUUCUUGCUGGCAAUUAUGGAAGGAAGGACGUGGUUCGAGCGAAGCCCACCAAAGAGGCGGAAAAUUACUUGCAGUGGAAUACGUCGAUCCCAACCAGGGUGCAGAGGGCGACCAGAGCCAGCGUCAAGUGGAGCUUGAAAAGGCAUCCUUUGAUGGUUUCUGUGUUACUUGGACCGCAAACUCUGCGAGCGCUUCCGCCGACUGUGCGGUCUCUGUUCGUUUCAACUUCCUGUCAACCGACUUUAGCCACUCCAAAGGUGUCAAGGGUAUCCCCGUCCGAUUUUGCGCAAAGACCGAAAUCCUUUCUCCCAGCGACACGACACCUGAUCUGCCCAUGUCCGAGGUCUCUUACUGCAAAGUCAAGCUUUUCCGUGACCAUGGCGCGGAGCGCAAACUCUCCAACGAUGUCGCCCACGUCAAAAAAACGAUGGAGAAAUUAAAACAACAAAUGGCCCAACUUGAGAUGGGUGGAGUCAAAAUUCCCAAGAACAAGCGAACGUGGUCCAUGGACUCGCAAGAAAACGGCGGCAAGCUCUCCCCGGAAGACGAUCUUCAUUUGAAAUACGCGAUGAUGCAAGACAUGUUCUCGUCGACCCGACCCGUCAGUGUUCUCGGUCUCAGGGGCGACGAUCAAGAUGAUCCUGAUCUGUUCCCCGUCGUAUUACCCGGUGAUCUACAAGAGUUCAAGUUCGAAGGACUCUCCCGCCGGAGUACUCGCGAGUCGCUGUGCAGCAAUGACGCAGCUUCUGGCAUUUCUCACAUCCUUUCUCCCUCCAACAGCAGCUUGUCGAACACCAACUCUCCACGGCGGCCUCCGGAAACACAGUUAUCGAACCAGAUCUAUAUGAGUCAGGAUGAGGGCAUGGAGUGGUCUAAUGCCGCCCUUCCCACACAACCUGUAAAGGUCAAAAAAGGUGCAACGGGAUACAUCGAGGCUAUCGACAUCGAUCCAACCUACAGACCGCCAGCAGAACGCCCUCCCAAACCAAUUGCAUGUUUCUAUAUUCGAUUCCUUGACGAGCAAAAUGGUGAUUACUACAGAGCCGUCUAUCUAACCGAGAGGACAGUCCAAGAUCUCAUGACCAAGAUUUCGGAGAAAUACAAGAUUGAUCCAGAUCGCAUUGUCCGAAUAUUACGUGUCAGCCGAGAAGGAGUCAAGGUUAUGGUGGACGAUGAUGUGGUUCAGCAACUGCCCGAAGGACAAGACAUGCUGGCCGAAAUCAUCGAGACGUCGAAAUUAGAGGUUACUACUCCGGAUAUCAGUACUCCUCCGACGGCAGCGGUGGAAGUCAAGUUGACUUACUAA